Podarcis lilfordi (Lilford's wall lizard) is the source of this 4241-nucleotide messenger RNA. The record is from the annotation of a GenBank genome assembly. NCBI's taxonomy places the organism in Eukaryota, Metazoa, Chordata, Lepidosauria, Squamata, Lacertidae.
AUGGCUUCCCUUUUGAACCUCAUCUAUCCCUUCCUGCUCACGUUGCUGAUGUAUCCCGUUGGUAAGUGGCUCAAAAUGUCAGGAAGGCAAGUGGAAUGUUUGUGGUCAGUGUGGAAUGAAAUGUUCUCGUUUGGAGAGGAGUUGAAACUUCACAUUUAUGGGCUUUCAAGCUUUUGAGAGCUGCAAGUGUCUUUCUUGGGUUAUAACAGUUUCUAGCCUUUUGCCAUUUAAGUAUUUACUUAAUUUUCUUUAAACGAAUCUCACUUAACCACAAUUGCGGCACACACCAAGAAAUAUAUCUACCCUGAGCAUGGAACUUUGACAAGACUACAGCAUCAUACUAAUAUGUUUAUUUAAAAAGAAGAAAGAUUAAAAAAACCUCACCACAAUUCUACUAGCUAAAAUACUAGUGAAUGUAAAGCACUUACACCCUUAAAAAAAACUUCUAGUAAUUGAAGGCAAGAGAACAAAUGUUGGGAGAACAAUGUGCUACUCAUUCUAAGCUUUAGUGCCAAGUGGGAAAAUGAGUUUGGUUAAAUGGGUAGCAUGUUCUUUUGGUUCACUGUUCAGAAAACAGGAGAGCUAAAUUAGGAAGGCAAGGGUUUAGUUACAGGACUAGGCACAAUAACAAGAUUUAGCAUUCAUAUAGGGUGUUUUCGUGUGUGUUAAAUAUUCAGAAUACUUUACAUGUUAUGUUGAUGUAAUUCUUAGAACGCCGAAAGGUAGGUGAUUGAUCAAGAAACCAGUGGCUUUAUUGAUUGAUUGAUUGAUUGAUGGAUGGAUGGAUGGAUGGAUUUCAUCAGCAGAGCCUUUGAGCUAGCGGAGUACUAACUGUUCCAUUCCAUAGAUGCAGCAAUGACGGAAUUCAAAGUACGUCCCUUCGACAAUAUUUCUCUGCCCUGCCAGUUCUCCUUUGUGGACGGCAUCGAUGGCUUGACAUUUACGUGGGAGAGGGAAGAUAUUAAGGAAGAACAUGAAGUGGAAGAUAAAGAAUUUUACAAAUUUUUUGUUGGGCUCCACGACUUUUACCAGUUUUACCCAAAGCUGAUAUACAGCUUUAGCAACAACCAGGAACAGAUGGAGGAGCGGAAUUCGCUAUAUGAGGGGAGAGUCUGGGUAGAUGAGGAGGAGAUUGCCGAUGGCAGCCUGGCACUCAUGUUGGAGCAAGCACAGUUUUCUGAUGAGGCAAUAUACAUAUGUAAGGCAUACAAUUCACGGGGCAGGGGGCAAAGGAAAGUGAAGCUCCUCGUGCAAGGUAAGAACAUUUAAAUGCACUUUAAUAUUGCACAGGUGAAAAUAGGAAGAUGUGUACGUCUGAUAUCUCUAUUAUCACAGAGAGUGCUGCAUAAAGUCCCUCUUAAAGACUGACUCCAGGUUUGAGGAAAUCCAGUACACAGUGGCUUUUGGUUAGCAGAUUUCUCCAUCACUUGGAAGCAGUCAAUAGCAGCCACACUAGGGCUGGGUAUAGCCACCAUUUAAAUAUUUUACAAUGGUGGUAUGUUGGGUGGCUGUGUGAGGAAAGAGGACAAAAGAAUGAGAUGAAUGUGGAUUGGAUAGAGUAAGGGAUAAAAGGAGAUGAAUUGGGGAUAGGUCACCAAAAAAAACCCCACAACCCUGGCCAUCCACAAAAGAACAGAGGGAUAAAUAGUCUAAGUUUCAGAGAAGCAGAAGUGAAAAUGGACAGAGUAAAAGAUAAGAUCAUGAAUAUAGAUGCUGAGUAGAAAUGGACCGUAAGAGUGAAUGGGGCAAUUUCAGGAUGGGUUUUACAAAAUGGCAUAUGCCUGAAUAAAAACUGUUAAAAUUUAUCCCCUCCCACAGUCUAGACUCGUGUAAGUUCUCUUAUUUUUCUCCUUCAGAAACUUGGUAUUUAAGAUUAGGGUAGGGUCACGGAGCUGGUUUUCUGUACGUUAAUCUUAAGGAAAUAGUCGUUCUAACAAGAUUUUUUUCUUUCCAAAAUUGCCUCUUUCUUCAGAGACCCCAGAACAAUUAUUAACCAAGCUGCAAUUAGCUAAGUCACUAAUUGUUUUGUUUUUCCUUCCAUAACAAUUAGAUGCUGAAGAGCCACAGGUGCAGUUCAGCACCGUCAACGACACACUUGUGGCCAAGUGCAUCUCCGCUGGCUGGUAUCACAUGCCAAAGGUAACUUGGCGGAACCGAAAGGAAGAGGACAUUUCCAGCUACGCCAAAUCAGACAUCCUGGAAGAGAAGCAGGAUGGGUCCCACAGGGUGGUAUCCGUCUUGCACUACCCUGUAUUGCUCCAUGAGAUCUACACUUGCCAUAUUGAAGAAGACGACGUGCUCAACAGGCCUGUUCGAUCCAUCCACAAAGUCCCAAGUUAGUGAUCUGUUGCUGUCUGCUGCUCUCCCCUUGGACAGGUCUGAUGCAACAUGACAUCAGACCUGUGGUCAAGAAAGGACAUGCUCCUUUCACACCUGUCCUCUCCAGGACAAAUGAAGGCCGCUUGAUCUAAUGGGAAAGGUGCAGGAUAACUGGAGACCUGGGCUUCAUACUCUGAGCGGGCUUGACAGGGCUGCCUUCAGAUGUCUUCUGGAAGUCAGAUGGUUGUUUAUUUCCUUGACAUCGGAUGGGAGGGCGUUCCACAAGGCAGGUGCCACUACCGAGAAGGCCUUCUGUUGGUUCCCUCACUGUGAGAAGUGAAGCUACAGGGAACCAGGCAGAGGGCCUUCUCAGCAGUGGCAGCCACCCUGUGAAACGCCCUCUCAUCAGAUGUCAAGGAAAUAGACAACAAUCUUUUAGAAGACAUCUGAAGGCAGCCCUGUUUAGGGAAGUUUUUAAUGUUUGAUGUUUUACCACUUUAUUACUAUUACGACAGUGAUGAUAGGAGCCACUCAGAAUGGCUGGGGAAACCCAGCCAGAUGGGCAGGGUAUAAAUUUAUUAUUAGUAUUAUUAUUGACAAACUUGUCAGAAUAUGAAUUUAUUUUGGGUUUCCUUUAUAUUGCGCUUCUUAAUGUAUGCCAGCCUUCCUUCUGGAUCGUGUUAGCGAACACCUUCUACCUGAAUACUUAGAUCCGUAAAACUCAGUUUGCUUGCAGUACAGCAUUAUACCCUUUCUUGCAUUACACCCUUCCUUUCAGGAACAUGCAGGGACUAGAGCCCUUCAGUAAAUUGUUUUCAUUUUGAGGGAUAGAGCAGAACAAGAGGGAAGCACUUCUCUAAUGCAGACCAGCUCUGUGUGAGUAUCUCUGGUCACACAUCUUCCCAUGGAAGAGGAGAGUGCUUGCCUAUCAAAUUAUUGGGCACUUCACAGGUAAAUUAUAAUCUAGUUCUCCAGUAGUGCAGAAGAACAUCCGUAUAUAAUCAUUAUUAAGAGGCUGCUCAUGGGUAUAGCCAGAAUUUUUUUGGGGGGGGCAGGCCUUUUGUUGGGGGGGGGGAGAACCUGUUUGCUAUGUAUUUCUAUUGAUUUGGGAGGGCAGCUACCCCUCCCUGCCCCCCUUGGCUACGCCCAUGAGGCCUACUACAUUUCCCUUACUUGCCUAAAAGAUGUAAGGAUGCCAAAAAUAUCAAGGCACAAAAUUGCCCUCUUUUUCUUUAAUGCAGAUUAGCACUAAAUUAUAAACCUAUAUUUAGAAGGUGAUUUUAUUGAAUUCAUUGGGAUUCAGUUUCCAGUAAGAAUGCCUGAAAUGCAUCUUUAAGGUAACGAUGUUUUAAAAUACAUAAAUAAGAUUAUGCAUGAUUAUACAGUGUUUGUCCUGCCUGACACAAGCUACUAUUUCAGCCUUUUCAAAAACAGAUUCAUUUUUGACCCCAACCCACUUAAAUUUACAACGGGUCCAAUCUUUCUUCCCAUCUCUUUCACAAAAAGAAAGAUGUCAGCAGUAAAGCAAGUUGUUUAAUUAUGAUAGUUGCUACUGAUGCAGCCUAUUCUGGGCUGGAGCGCAACCCACUGUCAUGCUCCUCUAUAAGAAAUGUGCUUUUGGGACACCAAGUGAAUCAGAAAUUGCCUACAUUACAGCCCUUUAGUUUAUUUGCAUCUGCUUGCCUGCAGUAUGAAUUAAUUAUAUGAGAGUGGGUGGAGUAGUCAAAAUCUAAUGCUGGCUAGCUGGCUACAGUUUUAUAUUCACUUACUUGGGAGUAAGCCCCAUUGAACUCAAUGGGACUUGCUUCUGCAUAGAUAUAUAUAGGAUUGCACUGUUUGAGGGAUAGCUUGCACAACACUUCCUUUUUUUCUCUUAUUUUUUUCCAGAGAGGAAAUACCAUAAUAUGUACAAUCAUUAUUAG